AUGAAUACAAUUCAAGGAGAAGUGGUGGGAUUCAGAAAACUCUUGCCCAUAAUAGCAAAGGAAAACUAUCUCAAGGAAGGCCCAUCCUUAUCAAACGAUAACAAUAGUGAUAUUCCUUGGUUGGCAAACCCUGGAUCUAAUGUUCACAUCGGAGCUGGUUGUGAUUCUUGCGGAGUGUUUCCAAUCAUAGGGGAUAGAUACAGAUGCAAAGACUGCAAGGAGGAAAUUGGGUAUGACCUUUGCAAAGAGUGUUACGAGACUCCUUUGAAAGUUCCAGGGAGAUUUAACCAGCAACACACUCCAGAUCACAGGCUUGAUCUGCAGGAGGCUCCUCGGCUGGCGAGGGAUCCUCAGUGGGCGGAUGUUCCUCAGCUUAUGAUCACUAUCAAUUCUAUUGCCUAUAUUCUCGGACCUUCGCUUAACUCAUUGGAAGGGGUGGAUACAGAUGAGGGCGAGGAAGGGCCACCUGGUUCUUCUAAUGAGUCAUCAAGCACAGAAUGAAUUUGUGUUUGCGUUUGUUAUUAAUAUUUAUUGUAUAUUGUCUAUGGUUUUUAACAUUUUAAACGAAGCUUAUUUCUUACGAGCGUAAAAAGAAAACAAACAACAUAAAAAAGA
Camelina sativa (false flax) is the source of this 615-nucleotide messenger RNA. The record is from RefSeq and is a predicted model, not a curated record. Lineage: Eukaryota; Viridiplantae; Streptophyta; Magnoliopsida; Brassicales; Brassicaceae.